AAUAAAGGACGAUAGAUGAUGAAUGCAGUCGGUCUGAUCCUCAACUCUAACGUCUCUGCAGAGAUUUACUCACUUUACUCCUCCCUGUGGAUUUCACUCAUUCCUGCAGUGUUUCUUCCUGGUUCUGCAGCUCCAGCUGGGAAGAUGCUGGCGCUCCUGGGCGCGAUGUGCUCGGCGCUGUUCGUCCCCGGCUGCGCCCUCAGCUCGCAUUUCAACCCAGAUGGCGCUCCACUGAGCGAGCUCUCCUGGUCGUCCUCUCUGGCCGUGGUGGCCAUCUCUUUCUCGGGUCUCUUCACCUUCGUCUUCCUCAUGCUGGCCUGCCUCUGCUGCAAGAAGGGCAAGAUGGGCUUCAAGGAAUUCGAGAACGUGGACUGCGACGAGUACCAUGCAGACAUGUCCACCUUGGCCUCCACGGUCUCCCAGGGCACUCCGGACGUCUACGUCCUGCCGCUCACCGAGGUUUCCCUGCCGACCACCAAGCAGCCGGCCCGAUCUGCCCAGCUGCUGAAGUCCUCUGAACUGACUCGCCACAGUCUGCUCUACCUGAAGGAGAUCGGACAUGGAUGGUUCGGGAAGGUUCUGCUUGGGGAGGUGAACACGGGCCUGAACACCACACAGGUGGUGGUGAAGGAGCUCAAAGUCAGCGCCAGUGUGCAGGAGCAGAUGCAUUUCCUGGAGGAAGCUCAACCCUACCGCAGGCUCCAGCACCCGGCUCUGCUGCAGUGCCUGGCCCAGUGCACUGAAGUCACUCCCUACCUGCUGGUCAUGGAGUUCUGUCCACUGGGGGAUGUGAAGGGUUACCUCCGAAGCUGCAGGUCGAGCGAGGCGAUCAACCCUGAGCCCCUGAUUCUGCAAAGGAUGGCCUGUGACAUUGCAUCAGGACUGCUGCACCUGCACAAACACAACUUCACCCACAGCGACCUGGCUCUGAGGAACUGCCUGCUGACUGCUGACAUCUCAGUGAAGAUCGGAGAUUACGGUCUGGCGCACACAAAGUAUAAGGAUGAUUUCUACGUGACCUCGGAUCAGACGUACGUGCCACUGCGCUGGAUCGCUCCCGAGCUGGUGGACGAGGUUCAUGGAAACCUGCUGAUAGCUGAUCAGACCCAGCAGAGCAACAUCUGGUCUCUUGGUGUGACCAUCUGGGAGCUGUUUGAGCUGGGAAACCAGCCCUACAGACACUACUCUGACAGACAGGUCCUGACGUAUGCUGUAAGAGAGCAGCAACUGAGACUUCCCAAGCCGCUGCUCAAAGUUCCCCUGGCUGAACGCUGGUAUGAAGUGAUGCAAUUCUGCUGGCUCCAACCUGACCAGAGACCCAAUGCAGAGGAAGUCCUCCUGUUGCUCAGCUAUCUGUGUGCAAAAGGGGCCAGUGAGGCCGAAGAGGACUUUGAGAGGCGCUGGAACUCUCUGCGUCCCAACGCUGGAUUCAACGGUCUCCACACCGCCUCAACAAUAUCUCGAGACCAACCCUCCUUAACCUCCUCUUCCUUCCCUUUACUGGAGCAGUUUUCAUCUGGUGAUGGCUACCAUUCAGAGUCUGGAGAUGACAUACUGACAGUCACGGAGACCAGCCACGGGCUGAACUUUGAGUACAAGUGGGAGCAAGCAGAUCCAUCCUACAUAUCCCAAGAGUCCUCAAGUACUUGUACUCAGGCCAACCAUCAUUGUCCAGACGUGUUUUAUCCACCAGGGGGCAUUGUUGGAGGAUGUCCCAUUGAGAGCCUAAGCCACGGAGUUUCUCCUACCUACUAUCAACCAAAACACUUGCAUCCUCCCAGUGUGCUCCCUGUCCUCAGCGCCCAUAGUCCCUCAGUAAGCAGUGAAUAUUAUAUCCGUAUUGAGGAGCCUGUGGACUGUAACAUGGAUCCAGAUUACAACAUGUGCUCUUACAGCCCAGACUACCAGGGCAGCAGCGGGAGCUUCCUGACUGGCAGUGCAGACUCUGGUGAAUGCAUGGCCUGCCCAUCACAAACCAAAACUAUGGGUCCUUACUGGUCUGCUGACAUCCAUAAAUCUGAUCUGUAUGACUCCAAUGACUCAAGUCCAGCCAUCUCCUUGACAAUGGAGCCUCUUUUAGGUCAGGUUUCAGACAGCAGCCCCCUUCGACCAUGGGAGUCAAGUCACUAUGUGUCCUAUAAAGACAGAGAUGGGGGCUACUACUAUGAGCACUCCCCUACUUUAGAAAUGAAUCCCUAUCUGGUUGGAAGUGAGCAUUCCAGUGAGCAUCUCCAAGAAAGCUGGGGGUCAAGAAGCCUUCGUCAGGCUUUAGGAGAACUGGAGAACCCUCUGGGUAUAUCCCCAUCUGUGACCAGUCCACCUGAACAGGCCUACAGAGCGACAUACCUGGACACCAGCCAGACCUCUCUCUUAGGGAAGAACAUUACAGGGGGCUACUAUGACAUGAUGGGCUCUUUAAGGAAGACCAUGCCUAGUCACACGAGACACAAUAGCCACUCAGUCAGUAUCAACAUGAAGACCGGAGGCGCGCUCUUCAUCGGACACAGAGACAGUGACACAGAAGAAGAAGAGGAGGGCAUAUUUCUCGAGAGACACAGCUGCAAUACGUGGCCUUCGAAACACAGGCACAGCAGCGGAGGACACCACAGGCGGGCGAGCCACAGCUGCAGACAAGACUCUUACACCGACUUCAACUACACCAUGCCAAGUACGGACAUCGAAGACACCUGGCCCGACCAGCACAGCCUGGCUUUUCACUCUCUGCCCAAACCCAUCGACUAUUUAGAGCCACACCAGGCCAAAGAUAACAGUGCCUGCCUCAGCCUGAGUAAACAUCACACCAUGGUGCCCUCAGACAACUGCAAUGCCUACAUCUACCUGUGCCAUGAAGGGGAGACUCAGGAGACACCAUCUGGAGAGUGCUGCCACACCCAUUUUGUUGAUCCACUCACUGGUUUGUUAGUGAGAAACAACAACUACUGUCACAGCUACAGUCACAGCAACUACAUCACAGACAAGACCACUGAUAUUCUCAGCAGUGAGGAGAUGAUCAAUCUAUCACCGGCUCCAGGGGGUCCCGUUGUUUCCAAACACACUUUGAUAAAGGCUAACGACUGUGAAGAGUACUAUAUUAAUCCUUCAUCUGAAGAAACGCCACGAGAGGAAGUAAUCAAAGAAAAUCUGAUCAUGCAAAAUCCACCAGAACCUAGAAAAGAAGAGGUAACUCUGACAAUGACUAAAAACUCUCCACCACCUCCUGAUAACAGGCAUGUGAUGGUUUCCAUCACAGAUCCCCAGUCGGAGCUGAGCCACACAGCUGACAGUGGCAUGGACCAGGCCGGCUCCACCGUAAGUCUCAUCGACAUCCUCGACUGCAGCGACGAAGAAGAAGACAUAACAGACGACAUCACUGAUGUGACUUCAGGCAUCUUCGCCGAUGAAGGCAAUGAGCUGAACGCAUCUCCUGCUUUUAAAUCUUUGCAGAAGCAGGUAGGAACUCCUGAUUCCAUGGACUCAAUGGAUCUGCCGUCUGCUGCUGGAUCUUGUGAAGGUCUCAGCCCUGCUUCUUCCCAACCUUCCAGCUCACCUAAAGCCAUGGACAGCGGAUAUGAUACAGAGAAUAAUGAGAGUCCGGAGUUUGUCCCCAAGGAGUCCCAUGACACCCGAUCACAACCUCAGGGAAAGCCUACCUUGGAUACCGGUCUAGAAGAAGUUCAGGAGAACCUGGAGGAAGAGAAUAAAGCAGAGGUUCAACCAUCAUUGGGUCAAGGUUCGAUUUUGGACAGCUCACAGACAGAAGACCACAUUUUUUUACCACUGAGUGACAAGACUCCGUACAGAGACUCUGCCUACUUUUCAGAUUAUGAGAAUGAAAAGCAAAGUCGAGAUGAGGAGAGGGAACUCCAGCUGAAAGAAAUGGAUCAUCACAGUGAUGAAGAGAAACUGCAUGUCGGAGGAAAAAAGGCAGAGAAAAGAAAAAGUGGAGAGGAGGAAGAACUAGAAGAUGGAGUGGUGAACAAAGAUUUUAAACUUGAAGUGGACCACGAUCCAACAGGAAUAGCCGAAUCGCUUCCUCCAGGGACAAGCUCGACAGAGAAUGAGGAACCUUCAGAUUCUGCCUUUAAAGCAGAGGCAAUACUGGAUGAAUGGCCAUCCCAUGAAGAGAGUUCGGCCUUAGGGGACUGGGCAGCUGAGGUGGUGGGGGCCAUGGAGGAAGCGCUUGGUGCCCUCAAUGGAGAUUCUGCUUCCAGCUAUAAGGAAGAGAAGGACAUGGAGGACAAAACAGAUUCUGUUGAGGCUGGCAAAGUCGAGGAAACACCAAUGAAAACAAAUCACAAAAGGCCAUUAGGAAUGUCCGGAGAAAUCCUGCACGUCUUACCCAAAGACGAGGUAGCGCUGCAGCACACAGCUAACAGCAGGAGGUUCUCUUCCUCCUCACCGGUCUCUCCAUCCACCCCACAACCUCCACUUCCUGCGACAGAGGGCCGAUCGUCUCCCGCUGACGGCGAGGAGGCCGACGAGGAGGACACCGAUGACAGCGACGAGUCGGAUGAGGAGCUGCGAAGCUACAGCGUGCAGGAGGAUGAGGAGAGUGAGGGAGAGUGCCACCCCGUGCCCAUAGUGGUGAGCGACAACAGCGAGGCUCACAAACUGCGGAGCCUCCUCAAGGUGCCAAGCCUGGCUGCAGAGAAUCAGGAGGAAGACCAUAAGAAGAAGACGGUUUCUUUCUUUGAUGACGUUACCGUCUAUCUGUUCGAUCAGGAGAGUCCAACUAAGGAGCUGGUUGAGUACGGCUUCCCAUUAGCAUCCGAGGGUUCGAUCUCUGGAAGAAAAUCUCAGGAAAGACCUAAUAUCGCAGCUGAUUCUUCAGAUGGGAACAUCUCGGAGGAGAGCGCAGGGUUUGAGUGGGAGGACGACUUUCCCCUCCUACCUCUGCCUACAUCCUCGACAGCAGCCGACUCUCCUCCACUUCGCGCCGUCGCCAAGGCUCCGGAGCCCAAACCGGCCAUCCAGUUGUCCCGGUUCACCGUCUCCCCAUCCAACGUGUCUCGGUUCUCCAUCACUCACAUUUCUGACUCUGACAUGGACUCGGCAGGAGGUUGGUCGCUUCACCACCUGCAUGCACCUCCGCUCUCUUUAUGGCGGAAUCAUGACUGAAUGCUAAAGGACACGGAAACAGAAACAAAGCUAAGUUUUGUUCAGCACAAUUGCACAAAAUUAGGGGGAAAAAAAAUAGCAGUUAGCGCAACGUAGGAUGAAAAAAAAGGUCUAGGAGCUUAAAGAAAGGAACCACGUAUGAGGACAGUGACAGUCAUGGGGUGUGCUGUAGGACUGAAAUGUUAAGUUGAAUACAGAGGUGAGAAUAGUGUGGAUUUCUUUAAUUUACAAUUAUAUGAUCUUAUUUCUUUGUACACUAGGUACAGAUCAUUUUACGAGGUAUAAUAACCCCAAGAUUAAAAAAUCUCUCACCAGAGAGGCCCCAUUUCUCACAAAGAAGGACAGUCAACUUCAGCUCGAUCUGGCUCUACAACGACCAAGAACAGAUGUUUUUAACCUUCUAUAAACAUCAAAGCAAACAUAAAAUGUUCAAAUGUUCAGUUUCUGUUUCUGUCUUUUUUUUGUAGGAAGCAGUGAAGAUGGAGAUAAGGAAUAAGAAGCAGUGGAUCUUUACUGGCUCUGUGACAACAGCUGGACCUAUUUUAGCAUGACUUCAGAUUUUUAUUAUUAUUAUUAUUAUUAUUAUUAUUAUUAUUAUUAUUGUAAUGUCAGGUUUUCCAAACACAAGACAGUGCCUCUUACUGCCUGCGGACACUUUGAAUAUAAAGCCCUCUUACCAACAUGCAACACUGGUCCGAGUGUAGAUUAGAAUACUGAAAAGACAAUGAAUAUUACAUUUUGUGAAGGACGUAUGAAAGAUGAGCCCUGUAUAUUUUUGGAUCAAAGGCAUCUUGGAUGGAAAAAGGACACAUUUGCUGCCUUUUUCAUUUUUUUCAUUCAUAACAAUGUGCAGCCGAUCUUCACUGAAACAGGACGAAAACGAAACUGCUGCCAGAUUGUUGCCGAGUAAAAACAUCCACUUUGUGGCUUUUCAACAACGGACGAGCACCUUGAACAAGACUGAGCAGCAUAAGACUUUCUACUUUUUAGCAAAUGUUUUACUUGUACUAAUAAACAUCAUGAAUGCUUGAGGCAUCACCUGUAAUAUAAUGUAAGUAUUUGGUUUCACUCAGAGAGAACGGACACUGUGGUGUGAAAGGAAACCAAGCUGUCUGGUGAUAGACUGAACUGUCUGUCUACGAUGAACUAGUGUUUGAGACUUUUCUGUUUUACAAAUAGAACAUCCUCGCCACCCAACCGAGACCAUGACGCCCAAAAGCUGGAAGUAAGAGAUAACUCAACUACUUUUCUUUAACAGUUUGUAGUUUCAGUAACCUAAAAGCCGCUAAGAAUGAUUCAGGACAAAGAGAAACAGACACUGGUUACAUCCAACAUCAGGAGCUUUUUGUGUUUGUAUAUUUUCUGCCUAAACUGAGAAUCGAUUCAGUUUAGACGGGUUUGCUUCUAGUUAAUCUGAACACGUAAAGGUUCUUCAUCACAUUGAUGCAAAGAUCUUGUAAUUCCAGAGCAAGUGGGAAGCUCUAAUGUUCACUGAUCCACAGUCCAGGUUGGCACCGCAGCACCAAGCAGCACUGUGGUGCUGCUUGGUGCUGCGUUUCUGGAACCUUAUGAUUCACUACGUCAAGAACACCUUCAGCUUGACGGCUGUGAAAGCAAAGGCAGCGCCAGAGUUAUAACAACAACUAGAUCACUGGGAUCAACUUUAAAAUUGAUUGUUCUGACUUUCCUAGAUUACAUCUUUCAUCUUAAAACUUCAAAUCACCUCAGAAUCAAUUAUGCUCCUCAUAAUCCAUCCAUCUAUCUUUAACCACUUAUCAGAGACCCUCAGACCUGAACUUUAAGACGUUUCCUAACGCAGCUGAGUUUCGAUGUCCAGCCGGUCUUUGUUCUGCACUAAGGCCUUCUACUGGGGGGACAAAUCCUUAAUGGAUCCCUAAAACUUUCCUCUUUCUGCCUGGAUGAGGUCAGUAACUCUGCAUGAGGAAAUUAAUUACAUGUAGACUUGUUCUUUAGGUUGUUACCCAAAGCUCGUUAACACAAGUGGGGGUUAUUUUAACCUUUUAGACCAGUACGUUGUCUUCGCCACCACAGAUGUUGCACUAAUGCAUCUGUUAAUGUCUGGCUUCAUUCUACACAACUUUCAUCACCAAUUCAGCUUCAACCAAGACAAUUUCUCAAAUUCAGUUGUAAAGCACAUUUCAGCAGCGUGGUAGUUCUGCUGGAAACCUUUUAGGUUUCCUGGUAUGUUCUCAAUCACUAAUGUAAUUCACGAAAAACAUCAGUACUAUCCCACAAUUGGUUUAACAAAAGAGUUUGAUUAAGGUCAAAGAAGAAUACAUUUCUGAUGACAACCUUCAGAAACUUUAACAAAAAGUCAAAUCUAAGGUCACUAGCCUUAGAUUUGACUGUAUUGUCACUCACUAGUCCUCACGACUAGAGCAGGGUUUGGAAACCUGCGGCUCCGGAGCCCAAAGUGACCGUCCGUCGUAUCCAACAGAUGUCUCUUAGUAACUUUGGGUAAAAGUGAUAAAGCCCCAUGAGUAACACUUUAUCCGAAGGGCUGUGCAUCAGACUGACAUGACACUGUCAUAAACAUAACACCUGUCAUGAACAUGAAAGAGUCUUCAUGAAUGUUUAUGACUGUUGUCAUGAAGUGUCAUUUGGUAAAUAAUGACACUUUUAGUGAAAAAGUGCAAUAAUAGUUGCAUUAAAAGUUCAUCAAACGUGUCAACGUUGCAUUAUCCGGUAAAUAAUGACACUUAAAGCAAAAUCCUAUUAAAACUUGCAUGAAAACUCACCUAAAAAUGUCAACUUUGCAUUAAAAGUGUCAUUAUUUACCGAGCGAUACUCCAUGACAACAGUCAUAACCAUUCAUGAAGACGUCUCAUGACAGGUGUUAUGUCAUGUUUAUGACAGUCAUGUCAGUCUUAUGCAAACCCCUUCAAAUAAAGUGUUACCGAACCAACUAAUGUUUUUACAUACAGAUACAACAAAUGCAGGUUUUAUUUUUGUUUUCAAAAACAUAGUGACACUAAAAAAAGCACCUGUAAUAUUUUCUCUUGCCAGCAGAUUGGCAACUUUGUCCACAAAACUUGACAUCACCUAGAAGAAAAUGCGUCCAUCCACUUUUUGCAAAGGUUUUAAGUUUUUUUUUCUGAAUUUUAAAACUUAGUAGAAAUAAAAUAAUGGUUUAAAUGACAUAUUUUCGAUAGCAGACAGUGCUGGUCCAUUGACUGAAUAAUCACAGAGUCUAACUGGGUUAGACUUCUGCAAUAAAGGCUGAAACACAGUGGAGAGAGAGAUUGAUGUUCCUGCAAUUAAUUAAAUAUUCACAGUUGACUCGCUCUGUUUUAAACAUCCACUGUUUGUGCUCUGUCACUGGUUUGUAGGAGUGGUAAAGAAAGUACUUUAUCAUUACUGUAACCUGCUGAUCGUUGGCUCCAGUUUUGUUUUCUGACUCUGGGAUUAGCAGAACUGUUGAAACUUUCCGUAUUAAAAACCCCGAGCCAUACUGUUUUUGGGUUGGACUCAUGGAUUGCAAACAGUUUAGUCUGAUUUAUUGUCUCAGUUGAUCAUGAAGUGCAACAAUGCUGUAGUUUUUGUGUUCAAUCUAAAAUAAAAAAACAAACAAGAGAAGAGACCCCGGUGUGUUCUCAGAGCCAUUAAAAUGCAGGUUUCUGCUUUUAAACCAACAUGUAGUGUCUUCUAUGUGUUUGCCUUCCAGGGCUUUAAUAUUCUUUAACACUUUAGCAUAGAAACAUCUCGAUGGCUGUCUGUAAUAUUUUUGUAUUGAGAGAAAAAUACUUUUGAGUAUCGAUGAGAUAGUGAUGCAGGGGGAACGGACGAAAUAAAGGAAUAUCUCUCUGUUUAUUGUUGCCAAAGACGUUGUGUUGUGUUUCAGGGUGUUUUGGUGUUUUUACCCCAAAGCAAAGACCGAGGUGAGGAACAAGACGGCAGCUUUGGUCUGAACCGACUGUAGAAAUGUGCAGGAGAAGGACUGGGAUGCAGUCUGUAAUAUGUGCCCCCCCCUCCACUCUGACUUGUUCAAAUCAUUACUUUCUGUACUUUCUAUUAGAUAUAAAUAAACUCUGGUUUACACA
This is a messenger RNA of Gambusia affinis (western mosquitofish), 9179 nucleotides long. It is a transcript of the gene lmtkb, whose product is annotated as apoptosis-associated tyrosine kinase b. Lineage: Eukaryota; Metazoa; Chordata; Actinopteri; Cyprinodontiformes; Poeciliidae. Gene Ontology annotation, molecular function: ATP binding; protein tyrosine kinase activity. The coding region runs from base 16 to 5118 and encodes 1700 amino acids. Gene Ontology annotation, biological process: peptidyl-tyrosine autophosphorylation; brain development. The transcript has 15 exons. The record is from RefSeq and is a predicted model, not a curated record.